CACCUUGUUCUCUUCAUUCACAUAUUUCUCCAUUCACAAAAAAAAUUACCCCCGCGAAUGGUGCUUUUACUCAACAACCAGCGGGCGGUCUGGCUACCAUUGCGGUGCAUCAAACGACAAAUAGAAAUGCUUCUUGACUGCAGCGGCUACACAAACUGGGACGUCGGUGUUCAUUUCAUCGACAACCAUCGAAUGCAAGAGAUCAAUAGCCAAUAUCGACACAAAAACAGGCCCACAGACAUAUUGUCUUUCCCGUUCCACCAAGUGCAAGGACUAGAGCCCGAGAGUGCUCUUCCUAAAGCAGAGCAAAGAGAUGGGUUGGGUGCUGAUGACGAACGAAACUUGGGCGACAUGUUCUUGUCAUUGCCAUAUAUUUUGGACGACUGUAAGUCUCACAACGAGAAGCUGACCGAUCGUUUGCCGGUGCUGUUUACGCAUGGUAUUUGCCACUUGCUAGGGUAUGAUCAUGAGCUGGAUACUGAUUAUCGAUUGAUGGCUGAAAAGGAGCGCCAUAUAUUGAAUAUGUUCAAUCAACUAGUUGAAAAGGAGCGCCGCUUGCCGUUCUAGCCUUGUAAUAGAAAAGAGUAAC
Molecule: messenger RNA, 589 nt
Organism: Kickxella alabastrina
Lineage: Eukaryota; Fungi; Kickxellomycota; Kickxellomycetes; Kickxellales; Kickxellaceae
Product: metalloprotease C21orf57
Exons: 1
Coding region: 58-567 (169 amino acids)
Biological process (GO): rRNA processing
Molecular function (GO): metalloendopeptidase activity
Source: RefSeq, a predicted model, not a curated record